AUGGGCCAUCACAAUAUCCGUUACGACGGCGAUCCCUAUUCACUGACGGGAGUUUGGGGCCCGCCCAACAGUCGCGCAAACUUCUGUGAAGAGGACUACAUUCUGACGCGGUUCUUGGCUGAAUUUGUGAACUCCUUGACGAAUCUUGCGUAUGUAUAUCUUGCUCUUCGAUACAUGUAUGGCCCUGGAAGCCGUGGGUUGUUAUCACCAAAGCUGGAUUUUAUGAGUAUCUCGCUUUUGAGCUUAGGCUUUGGGUCCUUCUUAUUCCAUGCGAGCCUCCGUCAAACACUGGAAUUCGCCGAUGAGUUCUCAAUGCUUGGCCUGACCUGGUCAAUGCUACAAGCCACUCUCACGCUACGACAGUCACCUUUAAGAUCCCGAUCCAUUUCCAUUGGCCUUGCUUUUGUCUUUAUCACUUUUGCAGGCUUUUACAUCCAGUCGCCAAGAAUCAUCUACCAGGUAAUUGCUUUUGCAACUGGGAUACUGCUGGUUAUCUUACGCACGCAGUAUCUAUACCAUUGGCUCCAGCCGGCGCCGUUUGCAAAGGCUAAAAGUCGUGAUUGGAAUUCGCGAACCUGGAAAGCUAUAGGCGUUUGCCUGAUUGGCUAUGUCCUAUGGAAUAUCGACCUGGAAUAUUGUGCCACGCUUCGAGCCGUGAGACGGCAAGUCGGGCUGCCUUGGGCUUGGCUAUUCGAGUUCCAUGGUUUGUGGCAUGUUCUGACGGCUAUUGGGGCCAGUCAAUUCAUGAAUGUAGCAAGAGAGAUGCGAGAAGAGGUAUACCUAGAGAAGAAGGACAAGUAA
Metarhizium brunneum ARSEF 3297 is the source of this 801-nucleotide messenger RNA. Its product is annotated as Alkaline ceramidase 3. Gene Ontology annotation, biological process: ceramide catabolic process; ceramide biosynthetic process. Gene Ontology annotation, cellular component: endoplasmic reticulum membrane. The record is from RefSeq and is a predicted model, not a curated record. NCBI's taxonomy places the organism in Eukaryota, Fungi, Ascomycota, Sordariomycetes, Hypocreales, Clavicipitaceae.